Molecule: messenger RNA, 2688 nt
Organism: Trichomonas vaginalis G3
Lineage: Eukaryota; Parabasalia; Trichomonadida; Trichomonadidae
Exons: 1
Coding region: 1-2688 (895 amino acids)
Source: RefSeq, a predicted model, not a curated record
AUGAGCAAUGAUUCUAUCAAAUGGUGGAAUGAUUUUAUAGGAGUACAAGCUGAUGAUGUCAUUCCAUUAAAACCUUCCGUAAUUGAAUUGCAACAAAUACUCUUUCAAAAAUCUCCAGUUAUAACAAAUGGAAUCGAAAAUCCUUCAGACAAUGAUACGUAUUGGGAUGAUUUGCAUAAAUUCAUUAUGAAACUUGCAGAUGAUCAAAGUAUUUCUCAUCCAAUUUCUGAUUUUACGUCAUUUGUUUCAUCAUUACACAAGAUUUCAAGUUUACUCAAGAUUACGAAUGUUAAAGAUGCAAUACUACUCGCGAAAAGGCUGUGUCCCAAAGAACCAGCAGACUUUUUCUUUAAUACAUUCCUUUUCAUGGUAUCAGAUCCUCUUUUAGCGAUCAAUGUCAUGUUCUAUAUGAACGCGGAGAAUAUUGAACCAUGGACAUCACAAAUUCGAUAUCCGGGUCAAUUUGAAAAAUUUUUUGAUUUAUUCGUUACGUAUUUACAGCCAACAGGUUCACAAUACGACGACAACUAUAUCCAGUUCCGAAUCAUCCUCUCUGAUAUGAUUGUUUCCCUUCUUUGCGAUCCAAACAUUGAUUUUCUUAUGAAAGAAAGAUAUAUUGAGAACACAUUUGUCCGAUUGCUGAACCUUGUUAGUUACACAACUUCUGAUGCUAAUACAGUAUUCUGCCGACUGAUCAUCAAGUUGUUUGAUUACUACGUAACAAUUCACACUCGAAUUGAAGACGACAUUCUUGUGAUGAUCCAAAGUAUUUAUACAUCAUCGCCACCGAGUAAAUCAUCGCGUAACAUGACGACAGAGUACAUUUACAGUUUAUGUUCUCGAGGAACUAUCACACAUCGUGAAGCUGCAAUCAUUUUAACAGUUGGAAACAUGUCUAUUUUCGAUAUCAAAAUUCUUUAUUACAUCGGUCUUGACAACAUUGAAGCUCGUUCUCUUGUUAUCAAAUAUCUUUGUGAGAAGUUUGUUAAUAGUAAGAUUGAUUGUUAUGCUAUUGGACCACUUAUCUCAGACUUGCUUCGAAGAGAAAGAGAUAAAGAUAUCAAUGAAUUUUUCAAAGAAUUCAUCACAAAACUAUUUGUUAAGAUCUCUGUUUGUGGUCGCAAAUCAAAGUACGUUCGCCGUGUUUUAUCUAUUUGUAGUCUUCUUUCAACAUAUUUCCAUGAUUUGGAUGACAUUUGGACACACAUUGAGUCCAGUGCUAAUUCAGCAUUUCUUACAGGUAAAUCUGAUUUUCUACGUGAUUAUUUCAAAGUCGGAAAGACAGAAAAAACUAAUGAAUCAUUUAGCAAAGAACUUAGUCUUUUUGAGAAAGUUCGUCCUCUUCUUAAAACUUAUCCAUUCAGGCAAGGAAAUCACAAACUUUAUGAACUUGACCAAAAUGAUGGAAAAGUUCGUCCAUCAAAGAAACAGUCUAAAUCUACAAUUAAAGAACUCAAAGAAAUGGGUAUUCCUGAUCAUCUUAUUAAGUUCUUCCAUAUCACAGAACAAGUCAGUGCUAUUUCACAGAUGGCAUCUAUAUUCGAAAUAGAAGAUUUCAUUGACAAUAAAAGAGACGAAGUAUCACAAAUCAAAGUUCGUAUGAAACGUCCUAAACUUGCUAAAUUCAACAUGGACUCAUACGAACUUGAAGGUCGAAUGCCUAUUGUUGGACAAGUUACAAUGAUGGCGCGAAACAGAGAGAAGAUUUAUCGAUUUCAAAUUGAUACAAUCAAUAAAGUCAUAAAUCUUGCAGUUGAAGUUAUUGUUACUCUUAAGACAUAUGAUGGUAUCAUUGGUGAUGUUUACACACUUUCAUCUGAGUUAACAAACCUCGGAAAGUUCGACAACAAAUACAAGUUGCUUAAAGAAAGAAAAGUACUACUUCGAAAGAGAUGUGAAUACAUUCAGAACAAAUACAGAUGUAAGAAUUACAAAGCAGAACUUGUUCAAGUUUUCUUCAAACAACAACUAUCAUUCCAUGAAGAUGUCCAAUACUCAUCUCCAUCAUCAUUCGACACUCUUGUUCGUGAAGUUUUAUCACGAAGUUCGCACUUCAAAGAAAGAUUCAAAACAGUAUCAAGUGAAGUUGAAAACAAAAGUGCAGAAGAUAUUGUUUUGUGUGCACAAUCAUUUAUUGAUGACAUUGCAAACUAUUUGUCUCUUAAACGAGACAGUAACCUCCAAGUUCUUGAUGUUGUUCUAAUUCGACUGUUUUUCGAGAACAGUUACUACAUGAACAAACGUGCACAACUUGCAAACUACCAAGAAUACAACAAAACAUUCAUUGUUCGCUCGUACAAACUUUCAGUUCAACCUAUCGAAUCUCUUGGAAUUUCAACAAAGUUCAUUGGGAAACGUCGAGGCAUGCGUAUCUGUGACUUCUUCCGUCAUUCAGAAGAACGAUUUCCAUCAGUUGAAUCCAUCUCUGACAAACUCUGUCCUCUCGACAUCAACAGUCUCCUUUAUCGCGUGAAGAAAGAACUUGAGAAAAGAGUUGACCAAAGUGAUAUUGAACCUAUCUUCCUUGGUCUUCUUGUCACAUCUCCUCCGAACAACGCUAUCAGUGCUGCUCUUUCUCUCGAAAAGUUCGGUGUUAUCAACAACUCAACACUUUUUGCUGAUGCACGACAACUAUACAUCAACUGUGUUAACAUGGUAUUUCGAUUGAGUAAUGUUAAACAAGUUUAG